Boeremia exigua is the source of this 2856-nucleotide messenger RNA. RefSeq names its product putative peptidase family-domain-containing protein. The transcript has 4 exons. The record is from RefSeq and is a predicted model, not a curated record. NCBI's taxonomy places the organism in Eukaryota, Fungi, Ascomycota, Dothideomycetes, Pleosporales, Didymellaceae. Gene Ontology annotation, cellular component: cytoplasm. Bases 202 to 2511 code for a protein of 769 amino acids.
CGCCAAAUAUAAUCUCUUGGUGCACUGCCAUUGCCGUUGUCUAAACGCUCGAUCGCCCACUCGCAGCCCACCGCGCUUGCAUUACGCGUCACCGCGUCUUUCUCAACCUCUACAACUUCCCAGCAUCUGCCCUCCCGCCACUCGUUACGCCGAUGAGUUCAUAGCAACUCCGAGUACUCCAUUCACAGCAACAUAGCGGCCAUGCCUUCGUUCCUGCACAAACUCUCCAGAAAGAGCAGCAAAGCAUCGGCCUUCGCCAAUGAUAAGAAUGGCGAGCUGUCCCCAACGAAAGGAGGCCGCCGCCCUUCGUCUUCGACCAUGAGCUCGUCUCCCAUCGCCUCCUCCACACCCUCCACCACGCCCGCGACGUCAACUACAGACGGGGAUGCACCGCCCAUACCACCUCGACCCCAGCGACCCAGCGUUGACCCUGUGAAGCGCUACAGCAUGAAUGGCUUGACCACAACACCUACCAAUGGCUCCGGUACACAGAAUUCGUUCAAUCGGUCAUCGUUGCUCGCACCGCGCGUGAUUUCCGUCUCGGACAACUCCUGGGUUCAUCAGCAGGUUCUACUGAUAUUCGGACAAGUGGGUGAGCCCUCCCAAAAACCACUCGACGGCACUAUUACCGUCAAUCACCACCAAGGCCGAUUCCCGCCAACAUGCUGGCCGGUAAGGGACUCAUACUUCAAAGCAUUGCUACACCUGGAGCCAGGUUGGAACCGGGUCCGUCUCGACUUCUCGUCCCCAAAGGUCUCAUCUGGCAAUCAGUCCAUCUCUCCACACGCUACUUUCAUGAACAUCAACUACCUUCCCCUGACGCAUUCUCCCCCGCUUCAGCUCGCGAUAAUCCUUGGGAGCGACUCACCCGGUACCUACGAUGCACCACCUUCACGUUUGCAGACCGAAGGGAAUAGCCUGGAUCUUGCCAUUAAGAAAUUUCGUAUGUCUGCCUAUCUGUGGCAGGCAUUUACGGGUGAGCAGAUGAAGCGCCAUGGCUUUGGUCGACGCUGCUUCCGAUUCGAAGAUGCCUGGGAGCCUGGCACUCUAAGCUUUCAGGAUUGGGAAUCAGGCCACUUUCGUACACAAGCCAAGGUGCACGUCAUACGCUCAAAGAAGACUGUUGCUGAGAUAAGGGAUCUUGAUCGAGCGCAACAGUAUGGGCCAGGAACGAAGAAAGGGGAGCUAUUUGGCAUAGCCGCAGAUGCAGUCAAAGACUACUUCCACAUCACUCCAGGUCAGAAGCUCUAUGUCUCUUGUAUGUUCAUAGACUCCACAUGGGACAAGAAAGAGCAGGUCAUUCGCGGACAUGCAGCCCUCGGUGGAGGAGUGCCAGACUUGCAGCUGGGCAUAUUCGGGUCGCAAGCUCUGCAUAGCUACCCAUCCAGUAUUGAGGAAGUUACACAGGCAUUUGAGGACUGCACGCGAACAGAUACCAACUGUGUAGCGAAUGACUGCAACGAGUCCGGCAGUAACUGGGAGGCAGCCAAUAUUGGCAUUGGCGCUCACCUUCACGAGACCGGACAUCUGUUCGGCUGCCCCCACCAGGAGUCCGGUGUCAUGUUACGCGAUUAUGUCACACUGAAUCGGACGUUCGUCUGCCGCGAACCCUACUCAACGCGUACAAAAUCGCCUGGCCAGCGGCUGGUACUACCGGAGGAUGAGUGCAAAUGGCACAGACUGGACGUGUUACGCUUCAGGUUCCACCCGUGCUUCCGGAUACCAAUCGAUAGAACCGACGUGAGCAGCGAUGGCAGCGUACAAGUCUGGACUGUCGAUCCUGGCCAGGGCGGUGUCAUCGCUACGUCGAAAGCCGGGAUUGCCUGGGUCGAGCUUUACACAGAAGGGGAUGAUGUCUGUCGUUAUUGGCGAGAAUGGCCCGAAGUCGAGCUUCAAUACCCGAGACAGGUCACACUGGACGAGACCGAGCUCCGCUCUGUGCUACCUAAGGAGAAGCAGAAAUCAAAAUUGAAGGUCGAAGUGUAUUCUGCAGGAGGCGGAAAGCAUGUCAUUGAGGACUUCAGUCAGCUUGCGAAUCCUAAGCUAGCGCGUGUCAAGUUCCCAGACGGUCGUUGGGGCUACCGCGGUAGUAAGCUGGGGUACUCUCAGAUGGAAGGAUCACAGCCAGUAGAGCUUAUCCUGGACAGCGCGCAUAUUCGGACAAAAAUCUUACUCGGUAUCAAGGUUUGGUCUGGGCUGUGCAUCGAUGGCCUGGAAUUCUAUUACGAAGAUUCAACAAGCCAGGUUUUCGGCAAGCGGGGAGGGCACGCGACCGAUUUCCCAUUAGACACACGGAAGGGCGAAAUACUUCUCGGGUUCGCGUUGCGUGCCGGGCUUUGGAUCGAUGGCAUCCAGAUCCUGACCAAUCUGGGACGGACAAGCGAGUGGUUCGGCAACGCUACAGGCGGCAGCGGACACACUCUCAUUCCUCCUCGAGGCUACACCAUUGGCGGUCUCUCCGGAUCGUCCGCCGCAUGGCUGGACGGCUUCUCGUUGAUCAUCACACGUUGAUUGAAGUACAGUCGAUUUAUAUACCCACCACAACCCCCUACAGCAACGUACAUUUCACAUCAUAACUUGACAGGGCAUCUGUAAUCCAGUAUUGGUUAAUGAGCCACUAAGACGUUGCACAUCUAGAUACGUACAGAUACAGCGUGUCAUUGCCAUCAUUGUAACGCGGUGUGCUUGAUAUCUGGCGUUAUUGUAAAGGCGCACAAGGGCGGUACUGAACACCGAGAGAGGUCUAAUACAAUACAAAUCUCAAGAGUCGAGAUAUUCACUUCUUGUAAAAGUAACAAUUCCAAUCCGGCAAACAAUUGCACGGUGUUUCACGUCAAAUCACUCUCGGGGCGUGUU